Molecule: messenger RNA, 3231 nt
Organism: Panicum hallii
Lineage: Eukaryota; Viridiplantae; Streptophyta; Magnoliopsida; Poales; Poaceae
Product: protein SIEL
Exons: 8
Coding region: 181-2655 (824 amino acids)
Biological process (GO): intercellular transport
Cellular component (GO): endosome
Source: RefSeq, a predicted model, not a curated record
CGGCCUCCAGCCCGUGAUGACCAACACGAAACAGCCCAUCUCAAACGUCUCUGGUCUCUUCCCCGUCGUCUCCCCUCCAAAACCCCACCGCGCGGCACCCGCCGUUCCCCACUUCCCCGCCGGUGCUCACUGCCUACGCUCCUCUCCGGCCUCCACCACAGCCUUCCAAGUCCCAAUCCCAUGGGCGACCCGCACCUCCUCUCCUCCGCCCACUCCGCCGCCGCCUCCUCCUCCUCCGCUCGAAAACACCCUGGCCCCAUCGACGAGCGCUUCUCCGAUCCCAGUCCGUCCAUCACCAAGCGGCCUAGGGUUGCGGCGGAGCCGCCCGCGCCCAGAGACUCGGCUCCGUACCCCGAGGCGGAGGUCCGAUCUCUCUUCAUGAUGGCCGGAGGAAUCUACCCUCUGGCGCGGGCCGAGGCGCUCCGCGGCCUCGCCGCGGUCCUCGAGAAGGUGGACGCCGGCUGCGGUGUCGGGGCAAGGAUUGCGGACUGCUGCUACGAAUGCGCGGUGGAGCUCAUGAGGGAUGACGACGAGGGCGUCAGGCUGGCCGUCGUGCGAUUGGUAGGCCUAUGUGCUCAGAAGUUUGCUGCGAGAACGGAUGUCGAUGCCAAGGGCCAUGGUGACCUCAUGGACUUGAUUUUCCUACAGCUUAGCUCUAUGGCUAGGGACAUGUGCACAAAAGUGAGAAUUGAAGCAUUUGGUACCCUUGGUAAAAUGCAACAAGUUUCCGAGGAUGUAUUACUUCAGUCGCUGUCUAAGAAGGUUAUAAAAACUGACACUAUGAGUGGUUGUAUCAUCAACGGGCAAAAGUUACCUCCUAAGUUAAAAAUUCCCUGUGCUGCUGGCAUUUUUGCCCAUGGAAUUGAAGAUGAGUUUUACCAGGUGCGAACAGCUGCCUGUACAUCAUUGGGAGCACUGGCAAAGUUUUCUAGUCAGUAUGCGGAGAAAGCCUUGGACUUGUUGAUGGACAUGAUGAAUGAUGAUACAGAAGCAGUUAGGCUGCAGACUUUGCAAGCACUAUUUCAUAUGGCAACAUAUGGAUAUUUGAGUAUGCAAGAGAAGCACAUGCAUAUGUUUCUUGGCUUGCUGGUUGAUGCCAAUGCCUCAAUUCGAAAUGCAGCACACAAGAUCCUUGGGUUAGUCAACCUGCCCAAACUUCAAAUGUUCAAAUCUGCACUUGAUGGUCUCAUUACAAGUUUGGAGAAAAAUCCUGAGGAACAAGACAUAUAUGGUAUUCUUUUUUCUAUUGGUAAGAAUCAUGGGAGCUUUUCAGCUAACAUAGCUAAACAUUUGGCCAAAGAGAUCACAAUGGCAUCUGACGGAGAGCUUAUCUUGGACAAACCUAGGAUCAAAGCAUUGUUGAUAGUGUCAAUCUCAGCACCUUUUUCUGAUGAUAAGCACAAGAAGUUGGACAUACCUUCAAUUAUCUUCUCACAUGCAAUUUCCCUAUUGGAGAAGGUUUCGUCUGCACUCGGAGAAGAGGUUAAUCAGGAUUCGAUUUUAUCCUACUUGUGUCAUAAAGGUGGAAUGCCAUUUUGGGGAAACAGACCAAUAUCUACAGAGUUUGGAGAAUCUGAAAGCUGCAAAGUUGAAACUGUGGAAGUUGGUGUCAAAAUAGAAAAUACUGCAAAGGCAGCUAAGUAUCUAGAUAGGGUAUUGCAAUCCAUGGAAUCCAUACUACAAACUGUUGAAGGAGCCUGGACUAUGAAAAUGUCAAGCGAUAUUUUUGAAGCCAAAACUAUUUUGAGAACAUGCAAAGAAGAGCUAAAAGUAUUGACUGAAAAUUCUUCUGGAUCAAUUGGUGCAUUCUCAAGCUUUCUAUGCGAUUAUCUUCAUGCAAUACACUUGAUUGUUGAAAUAUGGCAGUUGAUUAAAUUGGAUAAUUCUUAUACUUUUGGCUUAACAUCACUUGCUAUUUUACUGGAGAAGUUGAAUAUAUCCAUAAGAAGGCUGGAAUACUGUUAUGCUGGAUUAAAUGGAGAAUUAGAGGUUCAAGUGUUGGAGCUUUCUUUGUUAGCUAAUUUAUUUGGAUUGUCAAAGAUCGGAGCUUGUUCAAAGGUAGUUCUAGGUGAGUUGCUUUGGAUUAUUAGUCGCCUAGAAGGUCUGUGCGCUGAUGGGUCCUGUGAGCUCUCUGACUUCAGCAGGGAAAUUAAGAAAGCCUUUGAUGCCAAUCCUAUUGGCGAUACUCUGAUCGGCAACAUUCACACUUUGUUUGAACUCUUCCGUGUAAAACCAACAAGAGAUUUUGGAAUGCUUAAAGAGAUAAGUGCUGUGUUGCAAGUUUGUGAUAACAGUUCUGAGAAUCCACUAUCAUACAUUUGUGGAUUACCAGUAGGUAUCAGUUUUAACAUAUCUCUGUGGAACAUAUCUAGUCAUCAUAGAUUGUGGUUCCGCAUGAGCGUUGGUGAGUCCGUGCAACAUGCCUUCUUAGAGUUUUCCUCUUUUGAAGGUAAUGAGGAGCUGAAGAACGGCUCUAUGGUUGUUCCACUUGAUGCUACUCCAAUGGCGCAUUCAUUUGUCCUAAGGGUAUGUCUGCUAAUGGAGUGUUCAUAUGGUAUCAGCAUCAACCAGGGAGGACAUGGAGGACCGACUGAUUGUUUUGUCCAACUCUCUGAUGAACUGGAUGUUUAUUUUGUCAGUACUGGGCAAAGGUGAUGAAACUAGUGCUCAUCAUAUGCGCAUCAUCUUCAACACUUUUCUCCAGUAUCGUGGAUGGUUCGCAUGCUCUCACAAUGCAAAAGGUGGAUUGUAACAGGAGGCCAGAAAUAAGAGUAUCAUGAUAUCCAUUGAAUUACUCAUGUUCGAUGUGGAUGGACGAGGCAAGUGACUUGGAAAAUCCUCGCCUCAAGUCAUCCAGGAUUUCUGAGAAAAGGUUUCUUUUGUGCUGAGAUUUUUGUAGCAGUAGCAGCAUCAAAGCAGAUGUGCCACGUGUCAUAACCUUAUGUAUAGUUUGGAGGUGCAAAUGGUUUGCAAUCGUGUUGAAGCGAUUGGAGUUUGUACGGACUGUGAGCCUGAUGAUGGAGAAGGCCCAGCUUAACCUGCUGUACUGUGACGGACAAGAUUAUUGAGCCGCCUGCUCGAUUGGAAUUGCUCAGUACAGUCAAUGUUCUUACCAUACUCGUGAUAUAUAGGCCAGUGUACUUUGCUAGUUCUUCCUAGUAUAGGUUUUAAUUUGUGCACUUCACUUAGGAUCAUGUCCAGAUUAUUGAGAGAUCGCUGUCAUGGCCCUGA